Molecule: messenger RNA, 3126 nt
Organism: Adineta ricciae
Lineage: Eukaryota; Metazoa; Rotifera; Eurotatoria; Adinetida; Adinetidae
Source: the annotation of a GenBank genome assembly
AUGUUGAACAGGCUCGUUUAUGUUAAUUUCAAGUUCAGAACUCUCUUCAUUCUCAGACAACAAAUACCAUGCAUCUCAUCCACAUCAUCAUUCUCCACUCACCCAACAAACAUCGAUCCCGGUCAACAGAUGAAGUUACUCAAUGACAAAAAGCAGUUCAAACAAACCAUUGAGUUGUUCGAGAGAGAAACGAAGAAGAACAAGGAACAACUGUCCAGUUUCAUCAUCGAUCAGGCGUUGAAAGCAUGUGUACAAGUGCGUGACUUUCGCCGUGGAAAAGAUAUUCAUCAGUUGGUUCAACAUCGAUUAUCAGCUGAUUCUUCGUUAGUGAAAUCUCUCAUUCACUUCUACAUGCAAUGUCAUGAUAUGAGCACAGCUGAAUCUCUAUUCCACAUGUCGACAAACAAAACGGUGUAUAUUUGUAGUGUGAUGAUGAAGGGAUACAUUGAAAAUAGGAAACCAGAGAAAGCGAUUGAAGUUUUCAAAGGAAUAGAUAAACCUGAUGCAGUUCUGAUCACACUUUUGUUCAAAGCUUGUGCUCAAGUGCCAUCAGAACAAUCGCUGAACUUCGUGAAAAACAUCUGGAAACAGUGUCAAAAUACACCUCUUCUCAAUCCCUACGUCUUGACGUCUCUGAUUGAUGCUCUUAUGAAAUGUGGGGACGUCAAGGGUGCAGAAGCAGUUUUCAACGGCCUGUCAACUAAAGUGUUACCUAUGUAUGGGGCAAUGAUGAAAGGUUAUGUAGAUAACGAGAUGCCGCAGAAAGCGAUUGAUGUUUUCCAACAAGUCAGCGAACCCGAUGCUGUUCUAAUCACACUUUUAUUCAAAGCUUGUGCUCAAGCACCAUCUGAGAAAUCGUUGAACUUAGUGAAAAAUAUCUGGAGAGACUGUCAAAAUACGUAUCUUCUCAAUCCGUACGUCUUGACAGCUCUCAUUGAUGCUCUAAUGAAAUGUGGGGACGUGAAGGAAGCAGAUAGGAUUUUCAACGGACUCUCAAGUAAAGUGUCAUCUGUGUAUGGAGCAAUGAUGAAAGGAUAUAUAAAACAUACAAUGCCAGAGAAAGCGAUUGAAGUUUUCAAAGGAAUAGAUAAACCUGAUGCAGUUCUGAUCACACUUUUGUUCAAAGCUUGUGCUCAGGUACCAUCCGAGGAAUCGUUGAACUUCGUGAAAAACAUCUGGAAACAGUGUCAAAAUACACCUCUUCUCAAUCCUUACGUCUUGACAUCUCUGAUUGAUGCUCUAAUGAAAUGUGGAGAUGUCAAAGACGCCGAGGCAGUUUUCAACGGACUCUCAACUAAAGUGUCAUCGAUGCACGGAGCAAUGAUAAAAGGUUACAUAGAUAACAAGAUGCCGCAGAAAGCGAUUGAUCUUUUUAUGCAAGUCAUCGAACCUGAUGAAGUUCUGGUCACACUUUUGUUCAAAGCUUGUGCGCAAGUGCCAUCAGAACAAUCGCUGCAUUUGGUCAAAACUAUUUGGAAACAAUUCAGUACUAAAUUUGUCCAUAGCGAAACUACACUAACUUCCCUUAUCAAUGUUCUCAUGAAAUGUGGCGAUGUCAACCAUUCAGAAACUGUUUUCGCUGAAUCACGAAACAAAUCGUUAUCGAUGUAUGGAGCAAUGAUGAAAGGAUACAUUGAAAAUGAAAUGUCGGAAAAAGCAAUCGACCUUUUCAAACAAGUCGAAGAUCCCCAUGAAAUUAUCAUCACACUACUCUUCAAUGCUUGUGCUCAACUACCCUCACAACAAUCGUUGAACUUGGUCAAAGCCGUGUGGAAGAAGUAUCAAAACACGUCUCUUCUCCAUGACCAUGCGCUGACUGCCUUAAUCGAUGCUUUCAUGAAGUGUGGAGAUGUUAAUGGAGCAGAGACGAUCUUCGACAAGUUACCACACAAAGUGUUACCUAUGUAUGGAGCUAUGAUGAAAGGAUAUCUUCUUAAUAAAAUACCAAACAAGACUCUUGAUCUUUAUCAUCAAAUUAAAAAUAUGAAAGCAACACAGUCAAAUUUCGUCAUUUAUCUACUUGCGAUCAAUGCAUCGGCACAGAUUGCCAUGGCAUCCCAAUGUCAGGCCAUUGUGGAUGACAUUCCACUACAGAUCAUUUCUAAUAGCAAAAUAUCUAACGCUCUCAUAGAUAUGUGGGGUAAAGCUGGUUGUGUGCGAAAAGCUGAACAAGUUUUCGCCAAUCUUUCAUCGAUUGAUCAAGUCGGAUAUGCAUCAAUGAUUCAUGUUUAUGGCAUCAAUGGAAUGGGCGUGAAAGCACUCCAACUUUUCCAUCAGAUUCCACGAUCGCUGCUUGCUGAUUCCACUUAUGUUUGUGUUCUUAACGCAUGUUCGCAUGCUGGACUCGUUGAUCAAGCUCGCUCGAUCUUCACCAGCAUCGAAUCGAAAACAGAAAAGCAUUAUGCCGCCAUGAUGGAUUGUCUAAGUCGAGGAUCACUGUUCGAUGAAGCACAACAGCUGAUCGAUCAAUAUGAACUGCAUCAUCCACCUUCACCUGUCAUGUACAUGGCAUUACUAUCAGCUGCAAGAAAUCGAAGAAACAAACAGCUAGUCGAAAGCAUUCACCAACGGAUGAAGAAGCUCUUUCCUCGCUUACCCGAUCUGAUCACAUCAGCCACAGUGUUACUUGCGAAUCUGUAUGGAUCGACCGGCGAUAUGGACAAAGCGUCGAGUAUUCGAUUUGAACUGAGUAGAUCUGGUGCUAAGAAAAAGCCUGGUCUCAGCUGGACUGCAGUUGAUGGUGAACUAUAUCAAUUUCAUGCUCACGAUCGAUCUCAUCCACGAAGUGCCGAGAUCUAUGUGGAACUGGAGAAGAUCUCACGAGAAAUGAUCGACCAUGGUCAUGAGUAUGACUCGUCAUGGAUCACGCGACCGCUUGCAGAAGAUGAAACGAUCGAAUCAGUUCUUUGUGGACAUAGCGAAAAGCUCGCAAUCGCUUGGAACUUCGUGGCUAAUGCUGACACAACAUUCAUCCAAAUAACGAAGAACUUGCGUGUGUGUGGUGACUGUCAUCAAGCGACGAAACUGAUCGCUGCCAUCCGACGAUGUCACAUAGUGGUUCGUGAUGCGAACCGAAUUCAUCAUUUCGAUCCGGAUGGUCACUGUUCAUGUAAUGACUAUUUCUGA